ACUGGUCUUUUAUAUGAAACCCAUGUAAACUUCCGGUCUCAUGGUGGUUCUCCCGUCUGCUUCUUAGUUAGAAAGACAAGCAUGUGUUUAUGAUGUGUUAUGUUCGUACGAAUAAGGGAAACUAACGGGAGUCAAGCAGGGAAAUGUUUCACAUCAGCACACAGAGAAAGUACUGGACAUUCAAAGAUGACCAGGAGCUUGUCUUGCUGCGGACAGAAGCAAACGAGAAAUGUAUCAACAGUAUUGCGGGCAACAUGACAGAUGAAGAGAGGUCUCGACAUUUCCUGACCGCACAGGAGGAGAGGCUGCUGUGUCGGCAUUUUGAGUUUGUGAUGAAGGAAUUUUGUGGGAAGUUUCAACCUCCGAUGCCAAAAUGUGUUGUUGGUACUGCAAUAAAUUUCAUGAAGAGAUUCUAUGUGAACAACUCUGUGAUGGACUACCACCCAAGAGAUAUCAUGCUCACGUGUGUAUACCUGGCUUGUAAGGUUGAAGAGUUCUACGUGCCGAUUGGUCAGUUUGUAGGCAACCUAAAGGGCAAUCGGGAAAAGUUCGCUGACAUCGUUCUUGGAUUCGAGUUGUUGCUGAUGCAGAGACUACACUAUCACCUGACAAUCCACAACAUGUACAGACCGCUGGAGGGGUUGUUCAUAGACUUGAAAACUCGAUAUCCCCAGAUGGGUGACCCUGAGAAGUUACGACGCUAUGCAGAGGACUUUAUUGACAAGAGUCUGGGCACUGAUGUUUCCCUGUUGUUUGCACCGUCGCAGGUGGCUCUGGCUGCACUACUCAGUAGCGCAUCAAGGGAACAGAUCAUCAUGGACAGCUAUGUGACCGAGGUCCUGCUAGCCGGGGCCUCUCAGGAGGAACUAAGAAAGACCAUCACCCUUAUCAAGAAGAUCAAGAUGAUGGUGAAGAACCAGGACACGCUGCAGCGCGACGUUGUGCAGCUCAUCCAGCGCAAACUGGAGAAGUGCCGCAACCAGGAGAACAACCCCGAGAGUGAAGUGUACAAACGUAAGAUGGAGGAGAUGUUUGAAGAUGAGGACGAAAUGCGAUCACAGAAGAGGGCACGGAUAGAUGAGGAAACAAGAGUUGCUGAUAGUGAAUUGCUGGUUUAGCAGCAACAUCGUCAACACCUGAAUCAUUCAUGGGGAUUCAUUGAAUCAUGACUUGUAUAUUAUCCUAUCAUAUCCUUCAUGGAAUCCAGCUAUAUGAUUAGCUAAUGACCGUCAUGUGACUCAAGUCGGCUGGCUGCUCUGUACUGAGGUCAUGACACCAUAGUUUGAUGAUAUAAAUCAUCCUGGGGGAGCCUGUUUACAUGUAAAGUGAUCAUCCCUUGGCUGUCACAAGAAUCUUCAAUAACAAGAUGUUCUGGAUUUUCCUGAAAGUUUUUGUACACUAUUUGACCUUGGUCCAUUUGACCUUGGUCCAUCAAGCUCGUAAAAUCCACACAAUUACGGGGGCACAGGUGGCCCAGUCGUCUAAGGUGUCGCGAUUCGCUGUGCAGAGUUGCGUCCCUUGGGCACGCCAGAAACCUAUGAUUGUGGGUUCGAAUCCCGGUUCGCCCAGAUUAUGUUUCUAGG
Molecule: messenger RNA, 1583 nt
Organism: Haliotis rufescens (red abalone)
Lineage: Eukaryota; Metazoa; Mollusca; Gastropoda; Lepetellida; Haliotidae
Product: cyclin-H-like
Exons: 11
Coding region: 144-1118 (324 amino acids)
Biological process (GO): regulation of transcription by RNA polymerase II; regulation of cyclin-dependent protein serine/threonine kinase activity; DNA-templated transcription
Cellular component (GO): transcription factor TFIIK complex; nucleus
Molecular function (GO): cyclin-dependent protein serine/threonine kinase regulator activity
Source: RefSeq, a predicted model, not a curated record